This is a messenger RNA of Porites lobata, 2470 nucleotides long. The record is from the annotation of a GenBank genome assembly. Lineage: Eukaryota; Metazoa; Cnidaria; Anthozoa; Scleractinia; Poritidae.
AUGCCCACCUGUAACAAGUUUAACCACCACUUUGUCUGUCAACAGUGGCAAGAAGUAAAGCGACUUUAUGACCAGGAGUUAAAGGACAUCGUGGGUCCCCUGAUCGGUAACAGUUCUGAUGGAGACUCGCGGAGGCGGAAAAUAAUGCUACAGCUCGCCACGGUCGAUGUCGGUAACAGACUCAGGCCCAUUCCUCGAAAUCUAGGCUUUAUUUUUUCUUGCAGAAAACUGGACACAGACGAGAAUGGCUAUCAUGUUGAGGACAUGUGUGAUCAAGAUUACGUUCACAACCACAAGAAACUACUCAACCCCUUGGAUCACGCAACCCGUGUGCUUAGAAUGGACGAGCAUCUUGUUCACAUGAACCAUCUACAACUAGUCAGCGAAGUCUUUCCUUUCGCCGAUCAUGGUUUGGGCGUAAGUGACAUCGAACGUCGUGACAGACAGAAUUGGAGAUCUGCUCAGAAAUUAACAUUUCCAAAGGUACAAGAAUGUCUCGAAGCCUUGAUUAAUGGAACAGUGCCAGGACGUCCUCCUAAUAUCACCCUAUUGGGAACGAAGAAGUAUCUUUUAAUCAUCUGGUAUUACGUGGAGAUCUUCUGUAGCUCUGUUGCAUCAUUAACCAAUAGAAUCAAGUACGCAGCCAUCGUUACACACUUCCUUGGAAUUUGGCGGAAUUGGGUCUAUCGACACAGGAACUUGAAGCUUUCAGUGAACUUUAUCUCCAGAGAGACCUACACAGAUGUCAUUUUAUCCUGUCAUUUUGCAGUGAUGCUUAUCGUCUACAUGAGAGACAACUUCCCUCAGGAGGACUGUCGACCUGACAUAACUGGAUCCGAUGUGCUGGAAGACUUCUCGAGUAAGAACGGCCAGUGGGUGGGUAACCACCAUAACUACAUCUUCGGAGAUUUGAGACGCAAUACUUCACACAUGAUUCGUUUAGAGGAGAUUCGCGUGGACCCAUCCGCUCCAGAAUUUGCAAAGCCGCAUCCCAAACAGGAGAGUAUCUGGGGACAGCAGUACCCACGACCGUUCAAUAUGGCUAAUCUGAAGGAGUAUCCGGCCAUUGGCGAAGAAAUAGAAGUGUGGAAGCAAGGAAUCAAGAUUGCAAGAAGGUUGGCGAGGUCCGUUGGAAUGAUACCUACCGUUAGUGCUCAAGAUGAAGACAAUAACGAUGAUGACAAUGACAACGAUGGUCAUCAGGGAAGUGAAAGUGUUAGUAACUGUCUGGAUAACGAUGGCCAACAUAAUGAGGCGAAUGUAGGUGAUGGCGACUAUUGGUUUUACCGUCCCUUUGAGUGCUUAGGGAACACAUUCCGUUCCAACCAGGACGAAGACGAUGAAGACCCCGACUGUUCGCCUACCUCUUGUGACGAAGAGGAUAUCAGUGCUGGAGGUCCUACAAUUUCAGGUAAAGUAACAAUUUACCAACACAGCCUUAUUUAUGUCCACUUUUAGAAAUUGUCAAACCUAUGAAAAAUUAAUAUUAACGGUACUUUUCGUAUGGAAACAUUUAAUCACAGGCACUGUUGUAUUGUUUUCAGAUGAACUGCAGCCACUUUGUGAGGGUCUAGAUGAUGUGCAACCACUCUUUCAUGGCCUAGGGGAGCUUGAUUCAGAUGAGCUGUCGAAUGCUGAAGCGUGUUUGCCUAACCAGGGAAAGAUUUCUCCCAAAGUUGCCAUUCCUGGUAGGAACGAAGAAGUCUACAAGGCAACGCUGGUUUCUCUAUUAAAUGAGGAUCCACAAUUAUCUCACGACAGGUAUUACUUUGAAAAUUAUUCUAAACAUUGGGCGACACGGUUGUGUUAUAAAACAAUUGUCAGUUAACAAUACACAAUUUGUAUUUUUUGUUGCCUUGUUUGCUACAGAUUGCAAAGGGUUCGUCAACGCCAAGAAUAUAGAAAUUCAGGAGAUGCACCACAUUCUCAGGAUGCCGACUCUAGUAGAGUUGCUUUGUUUAACGAUUAUGCAGUAGUGGACAGACGAAACAAAACAUAUGUGAUCGGUAGUCUUGUCCGUCUUGUUCGUGUUGGAGACCAUGGCCGUCAAGAGUAUAAAAGACCUGUGGCAUACAAUGACCCGAAGAAAGAAAGUAUUAAGUGUUUCUUCCAAGCUUACAAUAAGAUUGGACAGAAUUCUUUCGAGGUUUCUACGGCCAAGGUUGUUGAAUUCCCAUUCACCGAUAUCCUGACGCAUGUUAACCUGGCGGUCUCCGAUGCAGGCAAUACCCUCGUUAUCUUUGAGGAGGAGCACAGGGAAGUCCAGCAAAGCGUGGAGAAAGUGUUUGAGCAACGGCGAUCAAGGAGGACUAUCACGACCGCUUUAGGAUCUCUCUCGAGCACAGCACACGAUGGGUUCAUCGGCAGUGACGAUGGAAGGGUGGUAGUUCAAGUUGAGCCAGAGCAGCAAACUGAGGGAGGCCCGCGAAGGUCCACCAGAAGACGCCACGCGAUUGUGUACGAUUCCUAA